This is a messenger RNA of Neohortaea acidophila, 1576 nucleotides long. RefSeq lists its product as uncharacterized. The record is from RefSeq and is a predicted model, not a curated record. NCBI's taxonomy places the organism in Eukaryota, Fungi, Ascomycota, Dothideomycetes, Mycosphaerellales, Teratosphaeriaceae. Gene Ontology annotation, molecular function: heme binding. The coding region runs from base 237 to 1214 and encodes 325 amino acids. The transcript has a single exon.
GAUGAUGUUUCUAUGCUCGAGGCUCCAACACACACUCCAUCCGACACAAAGCGCGCUUGCAAACAGGCAGAUCACGAUUUCCUCACCACAGAGAAUAUUCCCGCUUUAAUAAUAUUCGCCAUGGCGCCUUGACUCGUCCAGCAUGGCUCCGAGCAACAUCUCAAAUCGCUCCCUUCGUAAGCGGCCAAAAAUCUAGUGAGCACAAGAGCUGCUCGCGACGACUCGCGCAACAACACAUGGCGUACUGGAGCCUUGCGAUUCUGAUAUCUUCACUGGUAUACCUGGCCGCGAGACAUGGCAGAAGUGUAAUUGGAAUUUUGCCGCAGUGGUGGUCGCCACCGGAGCGGCGCGAGAUGGGACGUGGCAGUGAGGGGAAACCCGUUCGAUCAACUACUGGACAGCGUUCCCAGGAAGAGAUCAAAGCACCGAAAAUGGUUCAGGAUGUGGACGAGGAACUCGAGGGCGAAACCACUCCAAAGGCUUCCGCUACAGAGGACGAUGUCGCUAUUCCAGCCUUCACCCUGAAUGGAGAUUCGAGCCCACAACAGGCAAAACAGAGAGUGUUACCGCAGAGCGCUGCAACAUCGCUCUCGCACGACAUCCCCAAGCGUGUCGAACCAUCAUCACGCACUUCUACCCCCUCAAGCGCGCCGGGUGGCAAAGGCCUCAUGCCGCCGCCGGCUCGCCCAGCAUCCAUGCUGCCACCGAGCUCUACAUCUUCACUGCGGAUCCCAUCGAACGGGCCGCUACCGAACAGAGGAAUCCCAGCCAACAGCCAACAGCGUGUCAGCUCACUGUCACCAAACGGUGCCGUGGCGACUCCCAAUGCUCGAGGAAAAGUCCUGCUCGCCCCUGGACACUCACCCAUGGACUGGGCAGCGCUGACGCGCAAGGGCAAUCUGAGCGGCGUCGGCACAUUCCAGCGUGUGACACCCAGUCAGCUGAAAUCCAUGACGGGGCGUAAGGGGAAGCCGGCGUGGAGCAGCUGGCAGGGCAAGGUGUACAACAUCACGCCUUACAUCCCUUUUCACCCGGGUGGAGAAGCAGAAAUUAUGAAGGCCGCGGGGAGAGAUGGAACAAAGCUGUUUAUGGAGGUGCAUCCCUGGGUGAAUUGGGAGAACAUGCUGGGAACGUGUCUUGUCGGGGUCAUGGUGCCGGAGAGUUAUGGUGGCAACACGGCGAGCGCAACGGAGUCAUUAGAAGACAUAGACUAAAGGGGGAUAUGUCAGUUCAGAUGAGCGUUGAAUCAAGAAUCGUAGCGAUAAAUCACGAAUCGUUUGUCGAGAAGUGAAGUGCAGGCCAGGCCACGUGCUAGAAGAAGUGGUUGGAUUGUACUAUCUCCCUUACAACAAGCCUUGCCGAGCCUCGGACUUCAUUCAGGGCCUUCCUGCUAUACUAUAUAUUCAGUAGCUAGUACGCUAGAUGUACCAUCUCCCUCGUAACAAGCCUUAGAGAGCCUCGGACUCAAUUCAAGACCUGCUAUAAUAUAUAUCUAGUGGGUGUGUAGCCGCCUUGCCGCCAGGCUGGCGAGUCGGACGCACUUGCCCAAACGGUCUGCGACUGCGCACAGGCCAAC